AUGGCAGCUCAAGUAUCAAAGAAAAUCUGCAGUUCAAUGAUUAUUGUAAUUCUAAUAACAAUGAUGUUUUCAAUUUCAGCACAAGUUUCUCAUUCCAACGCGUGUGUCAAAGAUUGUGUCGUAAACCAGUGCAUGAAAGCAUCAAAAAAAACGACUCCAGCCAUAUGUGAUAACCCUUGCAAGAUGCUAUGUGAUCCUAUCAACGGUGGGCAAUACAUUGUCUCUCCAGGUGAGAGUCCCAUUAAAAGGUUUUGCAGACAAUUUAGCUGGAUAUGUACCUAA
This is a messenger RNA of Camelina sativa (false flax), 282 nucleotides long. The record is from RefSeq and is a predicted model, not a curated record. NCBI's taxonomy places the organism in Eukaryota, Viridiplantae, Streptophyta, Magnoliopsida, Brassicales, Brassicaceae.